Molecule: messenger RNA, 1353 nt
Organism: Striga hermonthica
Lineage: Eukaryota; Viridiplantae; Streptophyta; Magnoliopsida; Lamiales; Orobanchaceae
Source: the annotation of a GenBank genome assembly
AUGGAAAGGUUCACGAUUAUUAAGGAAGUUGGUAAUGGUACGUUUGGAAGUGUCUGGAGAGCUCUAAGCAAGCAGUCUGGUGAAGUGGUGGCGAUAAAAAAAAUGAAGAAGAAAUAUUAUUCAUGGGAAGAAUGUAUAAAUCUGAGAGAAGUGAAGUCACUGAAGAAAAUGAACCAUCCAAAUGUAAUAAAGCUGAAGGAAGUCAUCAGGGAAAACGAUGUAUUAUGCUUUGUCUUUGAAUAUAUGGAAUGCAAUCUAUACCAGCUUAUGAAAGAUAGGAAAAAACCUUUUACAGAAGUUGAGGUGAGAAACUGGUGCUUUCAAGUAUUUCAAGGCCUCGCGUACAUACAUCAGCGUGGAUAUUUCCAUCGUGACCUAAAGCCAGAAAACUUGCUAGUAUCAAAGGAUACCAUAAAAAUUGCCGAUUUUGGUCUUGCUCGUGAGAUAGCUUCUCGACCACCGUUCACCGAAUAUGUCUCAACACGCUGGUACAGGGCCCCUGAAGUUCUGCUCCAGUCACCUAUAUAUGGUCCCCCAGUUGAUAUGUGGGCAAUGGGUGCAAUAAUGGCUGAACUAUUCUCUCUUCGUCCUUUAUUUCCUGGGUCAAGUGAGGCAGAUGAGAUUUACAAAAUAUGCUGCAUAAUUGGCAGCCCAACCAACACCGAGUGGCCACACGGGCUCGAACUUGCUAGUGCUAUCAACUAUCAGUUCCCUCAAGUUGCUAGUGCCCAUCUUCCUGCCUUGAUGCCAGGUGUCAGUAAGGACGCAAUUAAUCUCAUCUCAUCACUGUGCUCGUGGGAUCCUUGCAAGAGACCAACAGCCAUGGAAGCUCUUCAACAUCCUUUCUUCCAGAGUUGCUUUUACAUCCCACCAUCUCUGCGUGCUAAGCCUGCUGUCACGAAAACACCUCCUGUUGGUCCUAGUUUUGAACAAAAAAGCGGUAGGAGAUAUUCGGGGAAAUUAUCAAACCCAAAGCCACUAAACAGCUUUUCUCCUGCCAGAUCACACCAAUCGUUGAGUGCAGAAAAAAAGAACUGUUCUUUACCCGCUCCGUUUUUGCAGCAUGAUGUAGUAACUAAACAGGACAAAAACCAAAAGAAUGACAUGAAGCAACAGCCAAAGUAUCGGCCACCAGGAUUUAACGGCCCAAAUAAGCACAUUGGUAACUUGGAGAAAACUAGGAUAGUUUCAAAUGUAACCCAGAAGUUUGGUAAGAUGACAUUUGGCUCAGGCGAUCAGCUGCUCGUCAAACGGUCAUCUUUGCCGCCACCUAUGAAGGCUGGAGGAUUGGUCGGGCGUUCACAAGAAGUUGGUUUUCAGGGAAGGUCUUAUACUCGGAAAGUGGCUGGAUGA